This is a messenger RNA of Lasiodiplodia theobromae, 2430 nucleotides long. RefSeq names its product Pentatricopeptide repeat protein. Bases 1 to 2430 code for a protein of 809 amino acids. Gene Ontology annotation, molecular function: protein binding. Lineage: Eukaryota; Fungi; Ascomycota; Dothideomycetes; Botryosphaeriales; Botryosphaeriaceae. The record is from RefSeq and is a predicted model, not a curated record. The transcript has a single exon.
AUGAGACCGCCCCCACGAAGCUUUCUCCGAAGACUGCCGCAGCCAUGUAAAAAGAAACAAGCCCAACCACAGCGCCAACCAUGGCUCGCAUACGGCGCCGCCUUGGGCAAAUCCGAUCUGGAAGUGCGCCUCGAGCAGGAAGCGGGCGAAACGCUUUUCCCUCGCACCUCGGCCUCCCUCCUCAACCGCACAAAAGCCUUGCAGGUCAAGGAGUUCCUUAGUGCUCCCUGGAACACGCUCCAAGUCCGCUUCGACUGCCCUCCAGCCAAGCGGCCCCAUCUGGAUGACUUCAACCUGCACCUAUGGAUGAGCUUGGCCGAUCCAACCGACCGCAAGACUGCCAAAGUCUUGUGGAGGCUGUACACCAAGCUGCACUUGACUUCGCCCGACUUCCUGCGCGCCCUGUCUUCCAAAGUCUGGGACAUUCUGUGGCGCACACAAUCUCUUCGCACCAUGGCCGAGCCAAAAGUCGUUGCCCAUUUAACCCAGUUGGCCGAGCACAUGCAGACUGCAGGACACAAGGCCACCUUUGAACAACGCCUCGUUCACAUAGAGACCCUCUUCGGCCAAGGAGCACGCGAAGCAGCCCUCGAGAAAUGGGACCAGGGCUACCAAUCUGGCACCCAGGACAGCUGCAGGCCUGACUAUCUGGAGCUCGGCGUCCGCAUGCAUGCCGUCGCUGGAAACGUCAUGCGCGCCCAGGAGCUUCUCGUCGACUUGUUUGCCUCCCACCCGACGCUGAAUCCACGCCUGAUCCUGUAUGUCUUCGAUGCCCACUUGCAAAAGUCCUCCAAUGGCACCAGCCACGUGAAGCAGGCUUGGGCCCUCUACCUGCACCUGCAGCAUCUUCUUGGAGACGACAUGGCAGUGAAGGACUACGAACGCUGUUACGCUGCCUUCUUGAGAUACGGCCACCGCGAGCAUGCCCUGGCCGUUUUCCGGGACAUGAUGGCCGCCGACGAACUUCGUGGUCCUGGAGGCUACAAGGCCAACGCAAGCGUCCUGAAAGGCUUCAAUGACCUGACCGCUGUUCUCCACGGCGCAGACCAGCUGAACCAAAUCUUCCUGAGCGGUUUGUCUUCAUUGCCGAAAACCCACCAGAACAAGUUCUUCUACGCCAAGUGGAUCGACCGCUUGGUCUCGGCCGGAGAUGUCGACGCAGCAGCCCAGGUAUUGGAGCUGAUGUUCGAGCGAGACGUACAGCCCCGCGCUCGCCACCUCAAUACCCUGAUUAGGGGGUGGAUCCAGACUCGAGACCCCAGCAACCUACAGAAGGCUGAGACCUUGGCUCUCCAGAUGGUCGUCCAACGCAUCAACCUGGUGCAGCGUCGCAACAGCCCGGCCCAACAUAGAGUAUCCGAAAGACUAAAGCCGCGCCAAAAGCUGUUCCUGCGUCGCACCCUCCCGCCUGCUACGAGCGAAACCUUCGCUUCCUUGAGACAAAUCUGCUUGCAACGAGGCGAUGAACAGACGCUCGCGAGCAUCCAGACUUGGCAAAUUGUGCACGCAGAGCUUUCCACCACCACUGGAGCACUCAACACCCAACUAUCCUUCUACCUCCAGCGCGGCCACCUCCGCGAAGUCUGGCGUACCUUCAAACGCGACGUGCUCAGCCGGCCCUCGCAAAAAAUAAAACCCGCCAAUCCCGACACCGGUACCUUCGCCCUCCUCUGGGAAGCCUCACACUUCAAGCAGCGCACCUUUGGCCGCAGCUCGCCCUAUCAACCUCGAUCCUCGCACACAUCCUUCCCACCCCCGUCCAUCAUCCUCAGGCACACGCUGACCUGGCUCUCCACCCUCUCCGCACGCAACCCUUCCGCUCACGCCUCUACUCUCGCCGAACUCUCUCGUUCGCGCAUUCCCAACCGCAUCAUCGCCACAUACACGGCCUGGAACGACCUGACGGGAGCUCUCGUCGCUCUGCACGUGCUGCGCCACAAUUUUCGCCAACCUGCGCCAACCCAGUAUGCCACCAACCUGCUCGCGCGCACCCUCGCGCGCCUGGGCUUCCCGUCAGCCGACAUUCGUUCCCGAACCCCGGCCCGCCGCCGCCAACUCAACACCUCGGCCGGCCUGCAUUACAACCUUGAUAAGAUCCUGCGCGCCCUGCACGCCCUGUUGCAGCGACGUUUCUCUGCUUCUUCCUCCUCCUCCCCCUCAUCCCAGCAAAAUGCCGAGACGAGGAGGGCCGGGGAGAAUGUGAACAAGGAGAAACCGGAAGCCGACGACGACCCAAACCGCAACAACGCGACGAUCCUGCUGAACGCGCUGAGCGAAUUGACCCGCGCCGUGCUGUUGCGGCAGGGCAUACCGCCUGCCAAGAUCGAAGCGCGUGUCGGCGGCCUUAAGAGGAGCCUCGGCGUCGAUCCCGCCAUGCCAACAGGUGAUAAGACGGCUUGGGAGGUUGCCAAGGAGCUGGGCAUGGUGUAA